UGGGCGGUGUGGAGGGGGCACUGCCCCAUGGGGAGGGGUUGGGCUGUCUGCAGGAAAUGGGUGGCAUGUGUGCUUUGUCGGAUGUUGCAGAGCUCCUUGGGGUGGACGUUACAUCUUAGGGCACUGAGGAUGGGAAUCCACGGCCUGGCCAAGCUGAUUGCAGAUGUGGCGCCUGGUGCCAUACGAGAGAAUGAUAUCAAGAGUUAUUUUGGCCGGAAGGUGGCCAUUGAUGCCUCCAUGAGCAUCUAUCAGUUCCUGAUUGCGGUGCGGCAGGGAGCAGACAUGCUGCAGAACGAGGAAGGUGAGACCACCAGCCACCUGAUGGGCAUGUUCUACCGCACCAUUCGUAUGGUGGAGAAUGGCAUCAAACCAGUCUACGUCUUUGAUGGCAAGCCCCCCCAGCUGAAGUCGGGUGAGCUGGCCAAGCGGACUGAGCGCCGGGCUGAGGCAGAGAAGCAGCUCCAGGAGGCCCAAGAGGCAGGGGAAGAAGACAAUGUGGAGAAAUUCAGCAAGAGGCUAGUCAAAGUGACCAAGCAGCACAAUGAUGAAUGCAAGAAGCUGCUGACCCUGAUGGGUAUCCCAUAUGUGGAGGCGCCAGGUGAGGCUGAAGCCAGUUGUGCCACUUUAGUGAAGGCUGGCAAGGUCUAUGCCGCUGCCACUGAAGAUAUGGACUGCCUGACAUUUGGCAGCCCCGUGCUGAUGCGGCACCUCACGGCCAGUGAGGCCAAGAAGCUGCCUAUCCAGGAAUUCCACCUGAACCGCAUCCUUCAGGACUUGGAUUUAACUUGGGAACAGUUUGUGGACCUGUGCAUCCUUCUGGGCUGUGACUAUUGCGAGAGCAUACGUGGCAUUGGGCCCAAGCGUGCUGUGGAACUCAUCAAGCAGCAUAAGACCAUUGAAAAGAUUGUGCAGCAGAUAGACACCAAGAAGUACCCCCUGCCUGAGAACUGGCUGCACAAGGAGGCCCAGCAGCUCUUCCUGGAGCCUGAGGUAGUGGACCCUGAGGCAGUGGAGCUGAAGUGGAGCGAGCCAGAUGAGGAUGGGCUUGUCCUUUUUAUGUGCGGGGAGAAGCAAUUCAAUGAAGAACGGAUCCGCAAUGGGAUCAAGAGGCUAAGCAAGAGCCGCCAAGGUAGCACUCAGGGCCGGCUGGAUGACUUCUUCAAGGUGACUGGCUCCAUCACCUCAGCCAAGCGUAAGGAGCCACAGCCCAAGGGCUCAGCCAAGAAGAAAGCAAAGGGCAAUAGUACAGCAGCAGCAAAGUUCAAAAGGGGGAAAUAACCAGACCUUCUAGAACUGUCCUAGUUCUCUUCCACUCCCAGAUCCCCUAGGGGUUUAAAUUUGGUAGAAGAUCCUGUAUUCUUCCUGCACUGCUCUGAGUUAUACCCUGUGGGGCACAAUGGUGUCUGUGCUGCUUCUGCUCCUCCAUAGAGUGCUUCCUUGUCCGAGAACCAGAGGGCAGUCUUGUAGUGCAGAAGCAGUAUAGGCACAACGGGGAGGGAGGAGAGGGACAAAAUAGUGGAAGGGUGGGGCAAUUAGGAGGAAUGGGAGAGAUUGACAAACGCAGGCAUGAGGGAGCUGCACUGGCAAUCCAUUGACCGUAUUCAUCAGCUUUAGGCUUACUUUAUCCAAGGCCCAUAAGAAUUGGGGGGGUGCUGCAGCAAGUGUGCAUGGGCAACACCUUGUGUUAUUCUGAAGCAGUCUUCUCUGACUGAAGGAGUGUUGCUUUCUAGCUAUAAUGAGAGCCAAACCCAGAUACUGAAAAGGAGCGUGUCAGCCAAAUGGACAAAGAAAUCUGCUCAAAAAGAACAUGGAAGGAAUGGAGAUGGAAGCAGAAAGUGGGGAAGAAAUGCACGAAAUCCAAAUGUGGCAGAUGGAGGAGAGUGCUACAGAAAGAAAGAAAUUUCAUAUUUUAAUGGGGAUUCUCUAUGGUCUUUCUUUACUUGUCCGUAUGUAUUAAAUUGGUAAUUAAGUGAUUGACAAAGAGAAAACAUAGACAUUUAAAAUCCUCUUGGAUUUUUAGACCCUAUUUAUAGAGCUAUUUAAUGGUGGAGGGAAACUCUCUUUCCCCCUACAAAAAGUAAUUCUUGAAGUUUAGCCCUCUGAUGCAGAUUAUUUUGGUUCCACUCGAGACCCCAGUCCUGCCCUGGUUUGGUUCCAAUGUGUAAACCAGGAGUUGCGAAGGAAUUGUUAUUCCUUAGGCUUAACAUUUGUCACUGUUUUAUUUCUGUUUAUUUUUGAAUAAAAAUAUAAAUAAACCUAAAAAUGGAAAACUGUUCA
This is a messenger RNA of Pelodiscus sinensis (Chinese soft-shelled turtle), 2277 nucleotides long. RefSeq names its product flap structure-specific endonuclease 1 (gene FEN1). The record is from RefSeq and is a predicted model, not a curated record. Gene Ontology annotation, molecular function: RNA-DNA hybrid ribonuclease activity; magnesium ion binding; manganese ion binding. Gene Ontology annotation, cellular component: nucleus. NCBI's taxonomy places the organism in Eukaryota, Metazoa, Chordata, Testudines, Trionychidae.